UGGCACGAGGAGUCUUUAGCCCGAGGUGUGUGCCAUGGAAGAGCAGGAGUAUGGUCCAAACGAAAAAAUGCUCAAAAGAAGGAGUCUCUGGAGCAAGUGGAUGAUAGAUUGUCGCUAAGACCGGAGCAUGCCGGCGCUGAUCGGACCUGGAUGUUUUUGAACACGACUAUGAUCGAUCUCCAGAUCCAUUUUGAUAGUACACAGCCCAAUUCUAAAGGAAUGAAGGCUUUGCCUCAACCAAGCCCGUUCUCGCCUUGGUUGAAUACUUUCUCACCUGGUCAGCGAUCGGAGUGUGAUCCUGUGCUUAUGUCUUAUUUCGAACACAUCAUCUGCAGCAGCUCAACUCUCGUCGAUAACGCACAUUACAAUCCAUAUCGAUAUCAUAUACUCCCCAUGGCCCUGCAGUCCGAUGGGCUGUAUCAUGCCGCCCUAGCAAUCGCAGCUAACACCCUCAAGCUGUCAGAUCAGCGAUACCGGCUUCCGGCAUUGGAACAUCACCAUCGGGCACUAAAUUACCUACGCAUUCUAUUGAAUAAAGACAAUUGGUCGGAAAAUGAGCUGGAUGAGAUGCUCGGUCUGGUCUUGAUGCUAUGCUGGUUUGACGUAGGACCUUCCUUGCUUCCCUUCGAUGAGAAACCUCCUAAUUCUUUACAGAUAUCAGAUAGCAGUCGCCCUUCAUGGGUCACCCAUCUCAAUGGAUUCCAAAAUUUAAUUCGCACACGAAGAGAACGCCCCGGUCGCUCAUGUCACAGUCAAGAAUUGGCAAGUUUCUUCAAUCGUUACUUUGCCUUCCACUUAGUGCUAGCCCGCACUGCGUUUCGCAUCACCCCUCCCUCAUCCCAUAUAUCGCCUCUCCUGCCGGACAAUAUACUCGAAGGAUCAGACAUAAUAGAUCCGUACAUGGGAUUGAGCCCUGAUCUCUUAUUGAUGAUCAACCAAGUAGCCGAACUAGCCUGGGCUUGUGAGGGUGACAACAUAAAAAUCAACCGUAAAGACGUUCAUCAACUCAAGACGGACCUCGAUAAUCUUCAACAAAGAAUACCCACAGAACAUAUCGAUCCUAACACGGAGUGUGCUGCGAUCGCAGAAGCAAAUAGGCUUGGGGCCCUUCUUCUUCUGCAUGAGGUCUGUUCGAAUAAGGCCCCCAUUAAUCGCUCUGGGAUCCCAACACUAGAAUCGGAGGAGAAGAAUGUUUAUGUUGAACAGAUAUUGAGCUUGAUGUUGGAAAAGAAGGUAAAUAUAAUGCGUACUGCAGUUACGCCUUUAUGGCCUCUCUUCUUGGCAGGGUGCUGUGCUCGCAGAGAAGAGGAGAGGGUCCUUGUUUUGCAAUUGUUUAAAGAACUAGAGAGUAUUCGUCGAUUUGGGAACAUUACCCCUGCGAUUGAAGUUGUUGAAAUGGUCUGGCGCCAGCGAGAUCUGUCAGUGCAAGACGAAAGAAAACUCCAGAAAAAGCUUAAUACACAACGACAGAAAGAUCCCUUGCGAGGAACCCGGUUCUCGUGGGAGCAUGCCAUGGUCAUGCUGGGUGGGUGGAAGCUCAGCUUGACUUGA
Molecule: messenger RNA, 1551 nt
Organism: Penicillium vulpinum
Lineage: Eukaryota; Fungi; Ascomycota; Eurotiomycetes; Eurotiales; Aspergillaceae
Product: fungal specific transcription factor domain-containing protein
Exons: 2
Biological process (GO): positive regulation of transcription by RNA polymerase II
Cellular component (GO): nucleus
Molecular function (GO): DNA-binding transcription factor activity; transcription cis-regulatory region binding
Source: RefSeq, a predicted model, not a curated record